This is a messenger RNA of Glossina fuscipes, 1311 nucleotides long. RefSeq lists its product as uncharacterized. The record is from RefSeq and is a predicted model, not a curated record. Lineage: Eukaryota; Metazoa; Arthropoda; Insecta; Diptera; Glossinidae. The transcript is spliced from 5 exons. The coding region runs from base 397 to 1251 and encodes 284 amino acids.
AAACACUACAACGGUAAAAAACUUUGAUUUUUUUUGGUUAGUCGCAGUAGUCACCGUACAAAAACCUAUAAAUAAACGUUGCAAGCAAACAUUACAUUACAAGAUUUGGCUUAUGAACGAAAUUAUUAAACGGGAAAUAAAACUUGAAUAAGAAAAAAAUUAACGAAAAUUGUUUAAAAUUUAGUAAAUAUGUAAUAAGAGACAUGUAACAAAAUUAAAAAGUAAAUAAUAUUUUUUUUGAGAUUUAUAUGAUAAUCAAAGAAGUGUAACCAAAGUGUUUUCCAAAUAAAUUUAAACCCAACAACGUUAUUUCCUUUUAAAUACAAAAAGAAAAAAAAAGAAGAAAACUGGAAUAUUGUAUCGUUGUGUAUACAAAAAAAGUUUAUCAGGUAAAAAAUGCAAUUACUUAUGUUGCAAUUGUUGGCAAUUGCUAUAAAAAUCGGAAGUUCAACGACAGCUAUCUCAACUGCAAUCAACAGUCAAGAAUCUACGACUAUCGAUGAUUUGUUGGCUUUUCCUGAUCAAAGUAUAAAGUUUAAAGAUGAUCCUCAAGUGGACUACAGUGCAAACAAAUUCCAAAUAAUACCAUGUUCCCUAAGUGAUGCCGGCAAAAACGAGUGUAUUCGUGGAUUAUUCAAUCAGGUGCUGCCUAAGCUGAAGGUGGGACUUUCCGAUUAUGGUAUGCCUUCGAUUGACCCGUAUUUUUACAAUCGUGGCAUUUUUCGUUACUCAAGUGACGGCAUACAAGGUGGUUUACUGAUUAAGAAUGUUAAUAUCCUUGGAAUUUCAAAUAUAUUCGUGAAAACAUUUACGGGAAAUUUCACCAACGAUGCGCUGAGAGUGAAAUUGGGUUUGGAAGUGAAACAAUUAAGAGCGAAUGGCGAAUUUAAAGCAGAUGUGAAAUUUGGCGGUUUAAGACUAGUGCCGAAAGGCCCUUUUAAUAUCACUUUGAAUAACGUUCGAGCUACAAUUUUAACGGAUGGCAACUUAAUUAAUAAAGAUUCUGGCUUAAGAGUACAACUCCGGCGAUUGAAUGCCAACGUUGCGGUUGGUAAUGCGAGAAUUAAUGCUAACGGUAUCUUCUCAGAUAAUAAUUUAAAUAAUAUGAUUUUAAAUUUAGUUAACGAAAACCUGUUGGAAAUAAUACGCAUUGGUAUACCGGCUACACGUGAACAAUGGGCUCCCAUUUUGGUGGAACAUAUCAAUAAGUUCUUCUCUCAGGUUCCUUCAGAGAAGUUUCUGGUGCAGUAAAACAUUCAAGCUUACAAAUAUAUAAUCAAAACCAAAUACAAGUGUUGAUACAAGUGUCGU